AUGCGUCUCCCACUGUACCUUACCAAUCUAUCACUCGUCCUUGCGUGUGCUCGGGUUGCUUACAGAACCACCGGUGAAAACAAAAGUGCUUUUAUCAUCGGUCGCUCCGUCGACUAUGUCGCGGACCCCAACUUGACCUUCUGGGUCUUCCCAGCUGGCAUAGAUCGCCAUGGCGGUACCCAUCGCAAGGCACUCCAGUGGAGGUCCCGCCAUGCUAGCACCGUGGCUGUCAUGUACAACAAGAUCACUGUUGAAGGCAUGAACGAGAAAGGUCUCUCAGGAAGCAUACUGUUCCUCGGAGGAAGCCAUUUUGGUGACCCUGACACGCGGCCUACUCUCUCGGCCGGUGCGUGGCUGCAGUAUUACCUCGACCAGUAUGAGAAUGUUGGAGAGGUGGAGAAGGAGAAUUGUCCCACGGCGGCGUGGGGUAAGGUGUCACCUCAAAUCAUCAGAGACGAUCCCUUCGAUGGCAUGGAAACCAAGAUGCAUAUUGCUAUCUCCGACGCCAAGGGUGGCAAUCUCAUCAUUGAACAUAUCAAGCCCAGCAAUCAAAUCAGAUGCUACUCCAACGAAGACUGGGAUGUCGCCGCCGGCGAUACAUACCACAUGCAACGAUCAAGGAACAAGAAGAGGAUACGAAAGGAAAUCGAUGGAAGAGCUCUUUCACAAUGGCCAAUGCCUUAUGAGAGAUACGAUCGCCUCUUCUUCUACAACUAUUACAUACGGAAAUCCGAAGACUUUGCUUCUGCCCUCGCCACCACCAUGGGAAUGAUACACGGCAUCAUGGUUCCAAAUAUCAAGGUCUCGUCGAAGAAGAGAAAGGAAAAAGACAUAUGGCCAACGCAGUGGAUGAUGUACACUGCUCCGCAUGAGGGAUUCAUCUAUUACGAGAGUGCCAGAACUCCCUUGAACUUCAACUACCAAUUCUUCAAGUUCGACCUGCACGAGGGUUCUGACAUCAAGCUUCUCAGAACAAUGGGCCGCUGCGCCAGAUCAAGCUAA
Fusarium pseudograminearum CS3096 is the source of this 1002-nucleotide messenger RNA. RefSeq lists its product as uncharacterized. The record is from RefSeq and is a predicted model, not a curated record. Lineage: Eukaryota; Fungi; Ascomycota; Sordariomycetes; Hypocreales; Nectriaceae. The coding region runs from base 1 to 1002 and encodes 333 amino acids. The transcript has 3 exons.